Messenger RNA from Phoenix dactylifera (date palm), 604 nucleotides. Lineage: Eukaryota; Viridiplantae; Streptophyta; Magnoliopsida; Arecales; Arecaceae. The record is from RefSeq and is a predicted model, not a curated record.
AGACUACAGAAGCAGGAGUUGGUAUCAUUAGCUCAAUCGGCUCGGGAUGUGUUGAGAGCAGUAGUGGAGUCUGCCAGAAGUGAACUUAGUAGUUCUGGGAAUGAUGCAGAAGCCAAAGGGAAUCAGUCAUAACCACAAGUUGAAAGAAAGAAAAUUGUUAUAUCUAUUCAGGGAAAUGAUGGACAAAAGCAGUUCUGUGUUUAUUCGGAUGACAAGUUUGAGAAGCUCUUUAAAACGUACACUGAGAAGGGUCAGCUCAAGCUUGAAAACUUGGUCUUUUGUUUUGAUGGAGAUAAAUUAAGCCCAAAUGAAACACCAGAAGGCCUUGGCUUGGAGAAUGAUGAUAUACCCGAAGUUCAUGUAAAGUCAUGUUCGAGUUUUAAGAUCAUAAGUUUGUCUUACUUCCCUAUUCUGCAAUGUUGAAGUCAUGCUAACAUAGAAAAUAUUUGGAAUCACAGUCCGCCUGAUUCUAGUGUUAAAUUUUGGGGGGUUUUAUUAUUUUCUUUUGUUUUUGGAUAUAAUGUCUUCUGUAUAUGAAUGAAGCUGAUAGGAAAAAAAAAAUGGAUGGUAUUUGUUGAAAUGGCAGUUAUUAUUUGUGGCCCCA